AUGGUAGGACCUGGAAUGUGCCGUCCUGGUAUUCGUGGUAUUAGAUCUUCUGACAUAAACAGACUUUUCUUCCUUACAGAUCAGCAAGAUGGUCCCUACGAAGGUCGCAUGUUUCAGCGCCUUAGUUAUAUUUCUGAUGACAUAACAAAAUUGGCCGUGGAUGCCAUUGUCAACGCGGCUAAUUCAUCGUUGUUGGGUGGUGGUGGUGUGGAUGGCGCAAUCCAUCGCGCCGCUGGACCAGGGCUCUUGAAAGAGUGCCGUGGUCUUGGAGGUUGUGCUGUCGGAUCGGCCAAAAUUACGGGAGGAUAUAACUUGCCCGCUAAGUAUGUUAUUCACUGCGUGGGACCGUCGGAUGGAAGCGCUGAAGCGUUGCGCUCUUGUUACAAAACUGCCAUGAGAUUGUGCACCGAGAACGGUAUCAAGAGCGUGGCGUUUCCCUGCAUUGCUACUGGAAUAUACGGCUUUCCAAAUAUGCCAGCUGCUCAAAUCGCCUUGAGAACGGUGUGGGAUUACCUGGAGGCGCAUGAUGAUAUUGAGCGCGUCGUCUUCUGCUGCUUUUUGGAUGAGGACUACCGAAUUUAUCAGGAGUUGCUUCGUGUCAAGUAUCAGGAAUUUACCUCCUCAACAUCAUCCUAG
Messenger RNA from Hydatigera taeniaeformis, 636 nucleotides. NCBI's taxonomy places the organism in Eukaryota, Metazoa, Platyhelminthes, Cestoda, Cyclophyllidea, Taeniidae. The record is from the annotation of a GenBank genome assembly.